GCGGGAAGGCGGGCGCCGGGACGUGCUGGAGCCGCCUGUCAUGUUGGUGGAGCUGCUCUUCCAGGCUGCCUGUGUGUCCCUGUUCCUCUCCAGCGGCCAGGGCAGGGUGUAUCCCGCGAGGAAGAAGCCGGGCAGCUUUGCCGUGGAGAGGCGCCGCGUGGGGCCCCACGUCUGCUUCCCAGGCUCCGGCAGCGGAUGUUGUCCCGGCUGGAUGCUGUCCCCGGGCAGCGGAAAGUGCACCCUGCCACUCUGCUCCUUCGGCUGCGGUGGCGGUUCCUGCAUUGCUCCCAACCUUUGCAUCUGCCCGGAUGGAGAGCAGGGAAUCACCUGCCCAGAACCGCUGGGAACUUGUGGAGAAUAUGGCUGUGACCUGUCCUGUAACCACGGCGGCUGCCAGGAGGUCGCCCGUGUGUGUCCCGUUGGAUUCUCCAUGGCCGAGACGGCCAACGGCAUCCGCUGCACCGACAUCGAUGAGUGCCAGAGCGCAGCCUGCGAAGGGACGUGCGUGAACACAGAGGGCGGAUUCGCCUGCGAGUGCGGAGCCGGCCGGGAGCUCUCUGCCGACCGCCGCAGCUGCCGGGACAUGGAUGAAUGCCAGGCCACACCGUGCCAGCACCGCUGCGAGAACAGCGUGGGCAGCUACCGCUGCUCCUGCCGGCCCGGAUACCACCUCCACGGGAACCGGCAUUCCUGCAUAGAUGUGGAUGAGUGCCGGCGGUCUGGCACACGCCGCUCCUGCCAGCACAGCUGCCACAACAUUCCCGGCAGCUUCCGCUGCUCUUGCCGCCCCGGAUACCGGCUCAGCGCAGACAGGGUGUCCUGUGAAGGAAUCCCUCGGGAGCCCGGCGCUCACUGGACAGAGCCGGGAUGCCAGAGCUGCACCUGCCAGGGGGGACAAAUCCUCUGUGACACCGUGAGCUGCUCCGUUCCCUGCUCCCACCCGCUUCCCGCUCCGGCUGGGGGUUGCUGCCCCACCUGCACGGGGUGCCUGCACGAGGGGGUGGCCAGGGAUGAUGGCGAUGUCUUCUCCCUAUCCGAUGGGAAUUGCACCGUCUGUGUCUGCUUGGCUGGGAAUGUCUCCUGCCUCUCCCCGGAAUGCCCCCCAGGAUCCUGCCCCAGCCCCUCUCUGGCUGACUGCUGCUCCUGCAAUCCAGAAAAGUGCAAUUUCCGGGGACGCACGUACGUGCAUGGAGCCCGGUUCAGCCUGGAUGGGGACGACUGCACCACCUGUGUCUGCCUGGGAGGAGAGGUGGAAUGUUCCUUCACUCCCUGCCCCAUGCUGGAUUGUCCCCAGCACCAGCGGCAUCUGCGUCCCGGGCAGUGCUGCUCCACCUGCCGGGACCCUCCGGCCCCCGCCGGUUGCUUCCUGGAUGACAACGGCGUGGAGUUUCCCGUUGGACAGAUCUGGUCUCCGGGCGAUCCCUGUGAGUUAUGCAUCUGCCAGGCAGACGGCUCCGUGAGCUGCCAGCGCACGGAUUGUGUGGAGACGUGUCCUUAUCCCAUCCGCAUUCCCGGACAGUGCUGCCCCGACUGCUCCGCAGGCUGCACCUACAUGGGGAGGAUCUUUUCCAACAACGAGACCUUCCCGUCGGCGCUGGAUCCCUGCCUGAGCUGCAUCUGCCUGCUGGGCUCGGUGGCCUGCUCGCCUCUGGAAUGUGCCAUCGUGUGCUCCUACCCCUUCCACCCCGAGGGUCGGUGCUGCCCCGUCUGUGAGGACUGCAACUACCAGGGCAGGAAGGUGGAGAAUGGCCAGAGCUUCAUUCCCGAGGGACAGCCUUGUACCCGCUGCACAUGCCAGCUUGGAGAGGUGAGCUGUGAGGAGAGGCCAUGCCCUCACUCCUGCUCUGAGCCCCUCACGCUGCCCGUGGGCUGCUGCCCAUCCUGUCCAGCCACAGACAUCCGACUCCCGCUGCAGGACAGAGACCUGUCCCCAUCCUCAUCCCAGUCCCCAUCCUCACCCCCAUUCUCAUCCCAGUCCCCAAUCCCUGAAGAUUCACCCCCUGGCACUCCUCAACAACACCGCAACCGCCUGGCCCAGCUCCUACUUCCCACCACACUCCCCCUCGGCCUCUCUCCAGGGAUUUGGGGUGCUGGGAAGCCCCCUCCAACCACUCCAAGUCCCUCUGGAUAUCCCUUGGCACCCACUGUGCCCCCUGACCCCCUCUGUGAGGCCGCAGCCUCCCCUGAUCCCACGGGCAGCCCUGAGGCUCAGGGAUCCCCCGGGAAUGAGGAUCCUUCUGUGGUGCCAUCAGACAGCCUCAGGUUCCAGGUGCCAGGUGUGCCUGGAAUGCCAUGAGGAGGAGAACGAGGAUGAAGGAAAGGAGCAAAAGGGGGUCUGCAGGACCAGCAGGCCUGGCCCUGGGGAGG
This is a messenger RNA of Sturnus vulgaris (Common starling), 2367 nucleotides long. NCBI's taxonomy places the organism in Eukaryota, Metazoa, Chordata, Aves, Passeriformes, Sturnidae. The record is from RefSeq and is a predicted model, not a curated record.